Molecule: messenger RNA, 1569 nt
Organism: Schistocerca cancellata (South American locust)
Lineage: Eukaryota; Metazoa; Arthropoda; Insecta; Orthoptera; Acrididae
Product: protein orai-2-like
Exons: 6
Coding region: 177-1289 (370 amino acids)
Biological process (GO): store-operated calcium entry
Cellular component (GO): membrane
Molecular function (GO): store-operated calcium channel activity
Source: RefSeq, a predicted model, not a curated record
GCGACGCUCACGAACCUCGCAGGGGACCGCAGCCAGCCGCGCCGGCGUCAGCAUCCAGCUCGGAGAAGAAACGACAGAUCAACGCACCGGCCGGGAUCAAUGGUGGUGCUGCGCGGGUUGCCGUCCGGUGCUUCCAGCAGGCGCUCAUUGUGACACGAGAGUUUAUUCCAAAAAAGAUGCCCUCACCCCGAGAAUCUCCGCCAGAGGAGGCGGCCACCCCCGCGUGCAGUGACUGUGCCACGCCCCCGCCAGAGGCGGACGCCGACCCAGACGACGGGCGUCUCUUCAAUGCCACCGCCCGAAAUGCCAGGGGCGCCCCUGACAACCACAGGCCCGCGACGCCGACACCCGCAGGCGGCAAGGAGGCAGCGUGGCAGCGACAGGUGCCGCUGCUCAAGUCGGUGUCGCACGCGUACAUCGCGACGGCGCGCCUGCAGCAGCAGCUGCAGCAGUACCACCACCAGCAGCCGGCGCAGAGCCAGCCCGACAGCAGCGGCAGCAGCCGGCUGGGGGGCGCAGCGCCGCUGCCCUACCCGCCCCCCGCCUGGAGGGCGCCCGGUUCCAGCCUCGACCGGCCCGUCGUGCUGGAGAACUGCACGCCGCUGCCGCCCUACAGGGCCUGCCACUGCGGGAGGAUCAAGGGAGGCGGCGGCGGAGAGGACUCGAGCACAGUGUGCGGGACUUACGACGGCGAGGGCAUCACGGCGGAGGGCCUGUCGUGGCGCCGACUCCACAUGUCGCGCGCCAAGCUCAAGGCCACCGCCACCACCUCGGAGCUGCUCUCCGGGUUCGCCAUGGUGGCGAUGGUGGAGCUGCAGAUCAACGAGCCGACCAAGGUGCCCGAGUGGCUGUUCGUCAUGUUCUCGGUGUGCACCACGGUGCUGGUGGCUGUGCACAUCUUCGCGCUCAUGAUCUCCACCUACCUGCUGCCCAACAUCGACGCCGUCAGUAAACUGCAGGUGCAGGAGCUGGUGGGCGAGUCCCCGCACGAGCGCAUGCGCGGCUUCAUCGAGCUGGCGUGGGCCUUCUCCACGGUGCUGGGGCUCUUCCUGUUCCUGGUCGAGGUGGCCAUCCUGUGCUGGGUCAAGUUCUGGGACUACUCGUUCACGGCCGCGUGGGCCGCCACCGUGAUCGUGGUGCCCGUGCUGAUCGUGUUCGUCGCCUUCGCCGUGCACUUCUACCACAAGCUGGUCGUGCACAAGUGCGAGAGCUCCGUGGCCGACAUCCAGGAGCUGGAGGCCAUGAAGCAGCAGCUCGACUCGGCCACGCUGGCCCACUCCAAGGUGUGAGGGAGGGGCGGCCGGACGGUGCACCAACCUGCCCAGCGCCUCGGAGCUGUGACGUUAUUUUGAAUCUGCUGCACGCCACUCGUCAGAGAGUUUAGCCUUUGGAGGACGCAUAGUGGCACAAGUGCGUGAAACAGAAACAAAAGUUUAACCAGUGAAUGCGGAUACUUGAAACGAUGCAAGGCUGUGAGAAUUUACUGACCGUGUCGAGUGACAAAGUCGGAAGAAGAAAUGAGCACGGAAGACGCGAAGACACGAAACACCGUCGUUUUGACUCCUCUAG